AUGAACAGCUCUUGCAGUGAGAACUACUUGGAUGAGCUAAGAAGAGGGCCAUGGACACUCGAGGAAGACAAUCUUCUUAUCAAUUACAUCACUCGUCAUGGUGAAGGCCGUUGGAACGCCCUAGCAAAAUCUUCAGGAUUGAAAAGAACCGGUAAAAGUUGCAGAUUGAGAUGGUUGAAUUAUUUAAAACCAGAUAUUAAGCGCGGAAAUCUUACCCCACAAGAACAAAUCUUAAUCCUCGAACUACAUUCCAAGUGGGGUAAUAGAUGGUCGAAAAUUGCACGCCACUUGCCAAGCAGAACAGAUAACGAGAUAAAAAACUACUGGAGAACAAAGGUACACAAACAAGCAUGCCACCUUAAGAUCGACUCCAAUAGCAAGAGGUUUGUGGAAACACUUCGGCGAUUUUGGAUGCCAAGAUUACUUGAACAAGUUGAACAAAACUCAUCCGCAUCGUCAUCAUCUAUUUGUACGUCAACAUCUGAGACAGAUCAAAACAACUUAAGCACUUCACCACAAACCGAACAAACUCUAAUAGUGUCAUCAGUAACAUCUUCUUCGCUUUCAAAUAAAAACGACAACCCUAAUCCGAGCUCAAGCAUUUGUUCCACAGAUUCCACAGCUAUGGUCUUUCCUGAACAUUUAAAUCUUCAAACAAACCCUAAUGGAGAAAUCGCUUACUACGGCUCAUCACGCCAAUACAACGACUGUUACCAUGUGAAUCUCAGUGAAUUUGACAUGGACUUCAUCCAUUUGGACAUGCAAGCAGUAGGACCUGGUGACAUGUCGGCUCCAGAAUUCCAGCUUACAGAAGUAGAUUGGAUGAAAGAUGAUGAAUUGGCUAGCACAUCUUGGAACAUGGAUGAAUUGUGGCAUUUUAGGAAGUAG
This is a messenger RNA of Lactuca virosa, 888 nucleotides long. NCBI's taxonomy places the organism in Eukaryota, Viridiplantae, Streptophyta, Magnoliopsida, Asterales, Asteraceae. The record is from the annotation of a GenBank genome assembly.